UCUGUGUUGUUUUGAAUAUGAGUAUCUAACUUGAUUUGUUUGCAUUUGAAUUGAAUGAGAAACAGUUUGGUGACGAUGCGGAGAGAGAGGGCAUUGUUCCUGCUACUGCUACUGCUACUUCUACUCCAUCAUAUUUGUGCUUCCAAGGCCCACAAAAAACACCGUUGUUUUCCUUCUUCCUGUGGAAAAAUCACCAACAUCAGUUAUCCAUUUCGAUUAAACGGCGACCCAGAGAAGUGUGGUGAGGAAAGGUAUGAGCUUGGUUGUGAAAAUAAUGUUACGCUGUUGUAUAUGAACUCAGAAGAAUUCCAUGUGGAGGCAAUAAACUACAAGAACUACACGGUGAGAGUGGUUGAUCCUGCACUUCAACUCCACAAUUGCUCAUCCCAUCCUCUGCGUUCCCUCUCUCGCUCCAAUUUCUCUGAUAGUUACACUUACACUUACUCUUUGGAUCCAUACCAAGCCGGUCUAAGUUCGUAUGAAAAUCGGGAAUCUCUGAUUUUCGAGCAUAUAGUGUUUCUGAGUUGUAACCAUUCGGUGAGAGAGAAUGGGAAGUAUCUGAAAACAGAAGAGUGCGUGAAGUGGGACUCAAAGGGAUAUGCAUAUGCUGUUGUUGGUGACUUAAAAGCAGAGGACUUGGAAGUUGGGUGUGACAUAAAGCUUGUUGUUCCAACAUCUUUGAGGACUUUCAAUAACCAUUCCUACACUUCCAUGCACAACAGCUUGGCCUAUGGAUUUGAGAUUUCUUGGAUAAAACUCGCCUGCCAGAAUUGUCCACUUAGAUUCUGCUAUUUCGACUCUGCGAGCCAGAAACUUGGUUGCCGACCUUUUUAUACUUCUCUCGCAUGUUCUCUCGCAUGGGCUUACAAAAUUUUGUUCGGAUUGCCAUUCUUAAUUGUGAUUUUUAUAUGUAAAUGGAGGAAAAGACAUGCAUCAACAUAUGCAAAUAUUGAAAACUACCUUGAACAAAAUCAUUUGGCACCUAUUAGAUAUUCAUACAAGGAAAUUAAGAAGAUGACCGGAGGUUUUAAAGAGAAGUUAGGUGAAGGAGGAUUUGGCUUUGUCUUUAAGGCAAAGUUGCGGAGCGGACCUUUUGUGGCAAUCAAAAUGUUAGGUAAAUCUAAAGGAAAUGGACAAGAUUUUAUAAACGAAGUUGCAACCAUUGGAAGGAUACAUCAUCAAAAUGUGGUACAAUUAAUUGGAUUUUGUGCUAGUGGCUCAAAGCGUGCUCUUGUUUAUGAAUUCAUGUCCAAUGGAUCUCUUGAUAAACUUAUAUUUUCAAGGGCUGGAAGUAUAGAUUUAAGCUAUAAGAAAAUACAUAAUAUAUCAAUUGGAGUGGCUCGUGGGAUUGCUUAUCUCCAUCAUGGGUGUGAGAUGCAGAUUUUGCAUUUCGAUAUCAAACCCCAUAACAUCUUACUCGAUGAAAACUUUAUCCCAAAGGUUUCUGACUUUGGAUUAGCAAAGCUAUAUCCAAUAGAUAGUAGCAUUGUCACAAUGACGACAACAAGAGGAACUAUUGGAUAUAUGGCUCCAGAAUUGUUUUACAAUAAUGUUGGAGGAAUAUCUCAUAAAGCUGAUGUCUAUAGCUUCGGAAUGUUAUUGAUGGAGAUGGCAAGCAAAAGGAAUAAUCUAAAUCCCCAUGUAGAAUACUCAAGUCAACUUUACUUUCCCCUUUGGAUCUAUAAUCAUAUUAGAGAAGAGGAAGAUAUAGAUAUAAAAGAUUUGACUAAAGAGGAAAAGAUAAUAGCAAAAAAACUUAUCAUAGUUGCUCUUUGGUGCAUACAAUUGAAACCAAACGAUCGUCCUUCAAUGAACAAAGUAGUGGAAAUGCUUGAGGGAGGCGUUGAGGACUUGGAAAUUCCUCCAAAACCUACUUUAUUUCCUGAUGAAACGAGUUUAGAGGAUCAAACAACUAGCUCUAUCUAAAUGGUUUUGAAUGAAUUCAUCUAGUAGUGAUUGAAAUUAAGGUAGUUGAAGGUUAUAGGAUUGCAAGGAGAAGAAGGUUGCAUGAAGAAAUGGAGAGAAUUCACAUUGCAUUGGUGGAAAAGAGAAA
Vigna unguiculata (cowpea) is the source of this 2053-nucleotide messenger RNA. Lineage: Eukaryota; Viridiplantae; Streptophyta; Magnoliopsida; Fabales; Fabaceae. The record is from RefSeq and is a predicted model, not a curated record.